Messenger RNA from Scophthalmus maximus (turbot), 1609 nucleotides. RefSeq names its product Golgi apparatus membrane protein TVP23 homolog B. Gene Ontology annotation, biological process: protein secretion; vesicle-mediated transport. The transcript is spliced from 7 exons. The coding region runs from base 91 to 687 and encodes 198 amino acids. Gene Ontology annotation, cellular component: Golgi membrane. NCBI's taxonomy places the organism in Eukaryota, Metazoa, Chordata, Actinopteri, Pleuronectiformes, Scophthalmidae. The record is from RefSeq and is a predicted model, not a curated record.
CAAAGCCACCACACGCCAGGGGUCCUUCGCACACGGUUUUGUUUAUAUCCACGUCACCAGGAAGUAGACGGUGAACUAUCAAAUUCAAAAAUGCUGAGACAGGACGCCCAGGACGCGCCACUCUUUGGCGAGGAUCACGACCACGACGAGCCGAGGAGGUCUAACAUCCGGCAUCCCGUGGCGUCGUUCUUCCACCUCUUCUUCCGGACGAGUGCCAUCUUGGUCUACUUGCUGUGCGACAUGUUCAGCAGUCGCUUCAUGGUCUGUAUGGUCACCAUCAUCCUGCUGCUGUCAUGUGACUUCUGGACUGUCAAGAACGUGUCUGGCCGGUUGUUGGUGGGCCUUCGCUGGUGGAAUCAGGUGGACAGCGAUGGAAGGAGCCGCUGGGUGUUUGAGUCGAGGAAGACACAUGGUGUGAACACGACGUCCGACGCUGAUUCGCGGAUCUUCUGGCUUGGACUUAUCGUGGGCCCCAUCUUCUGGAUCCUCAUGGUGUUCAGCACCAUCUUUUCUUUCAAGAUUAAAUGGCUGGCUAUUGUCAUAAUGGGCUUGGUUCUACAAUGGGCCAACUUGUAUGGUUAUGUCAGAUGUAAGGUGGGUGGAAAGUCCAACCUGGGAAGCAUGGCAAAGAACUACCUCGGUGUCCAGAUUUUAAAACAGGCGAUGAAGAAAACCGAGGGAGUUUGAAGUUGAAGAGAGGACACAUGACAACCAUCUGCAGUGUAACGGAGAAACAAAACUGGAUGAACACAUUGAUUCCUGUGGAAAAGGUGGCUGGUCUUUUCUGAGGGUUUACGGAUUUUGUACGUGUUGUUUCUUUUGAAUUCAUUGUUUGAAGAAUUCAAGGAUAAUUGCCAAAGUUUUCUAUAAAUUCCAAUCAAAAUAGUCAAAUUUUUUAGAACAAAUUUCACACAUUUAUUUUCAUAGCGCAUCAGUGCAGACUUCAGGGAGAGGUAUAUAUAUUUUUUAAUUGAUGUGUUGUAGUUGGUUAUUUAAAUGACAAACUCGAACUUGUAAGAUGAGUUUACCACCAGACUGUCACAGACACUGUUGUGCUUUAAUUUAUCUUCUGUUAGUUUAUUUAUUUAUUCAGGAAAUCUCACAAACCAUAAUGUGGCACUUUAUUCCAACAGUAAGAUGCAUAGUACUGGAAACUUUAACAUUAAGGAGAAGAUAAUGUUAAAAUAUGUGAUUUCUGCGUGGAUUUUGAUCCUAAAUUUAGGGCAUUUUAGUUCUCAAAACUAAAGCAUUGACUGUGUCUCAGAUGUCUGACAAGUCUUUUCCAGUUGGAUUGAAGUUUUGUCAUUGUUGUGCAGCAUGUUUGAAUAUGAAAAAGACAUAUUGGGAAUACAGAGGUAUAUAUAGAGCUGUUGGUGGCUGCUAAUCAAACCUAGGUUGUGGAUAUUACUCCUGUGUUAUGGUUUUUGUUUGAUCAAACUUUAUUUUUUUGUUUAAAACAAUGUUAUAUCUGACAUUGUGGUGAAUUGUAAGGAGAACUCUUUAGAAUUUGAUCUGGUUUUAAUUCAGAAACCGGUCAUUUAUCCAGGACGUUUCGGGGAAAUUGUUGUUUUACAACCAAGACAAUAAAGUUUUACCAUUACUUUUGGAA